Messenger RNA from Fonsecaea multimorphosa CBS 102226, 1731 nucleotides. RefSeq lists its product as uncharacterized. NCBI's taxonomy places the organism in Eukaryota, Fungi, Ascomycota, Eurotiomycetes, Chaetothyriales, Herpotrichiellaceae. The transcript is spliced from 5 exons. Gene Ontology annotation, molecular function: carbohydrate:proton symporter activity. Gene Ontology annotation, biological process: carbohydrate transport; transmembrane transport. The record is from RefSeq and is a predicted model, not a curated record. The coding region runs from base 1 to 1731 and encodes 576 amino acids. Gene Ontology annotation, cellular component: plasma membrane.
AUGAAGGGCAUCAGCACGAAAGUCUACUUUGACAAGUAUAACCCGAAUUCGGAGAAGGGGGACGAUGUCAGGCGCUCUCUGGCCGGCCUCGACUACUCCCCCCUUCCUCGGGUGACUGGCCGCUCGUUGGCAAUGGGCUGUUUGGUCUCCAUGGGUGGGUUGAUCUUUGGCUACGAUACUGGCCAGAUUUCGGGCUUUUUGGAAAUGCCAGACUUCCAAAAGCGCUUUGCACAAUCGCAAGGAGACGGAAAAUACAAGUUUAGCAAUGUCAGGUCCGGACUCAUAGUCGCAAUGCUAUCCAUUGGAACCCUUCUCGGGGCUUUACUGGCGGCGCCUCUAGCAGACAGGAUUGGUCGUCGAUUCUCAGUCAGCUUCUGGUCUGUCAUUGUCUCGGUCGGCUUUGUCGUCCAGAUUGCAUCUGAGACUUCGUGGGUUCAAGUCAUGAUCGGUCGGUUUGUAGCCGGCUUUGGAGUUGGGGCCCUGUCAGUUUUGGUCCCUAUGUUCCAAGCCGAGACUGCACCGCCGUGGAUCCGUGGCGCCCUUGUGUGCACUUACCAGCUGUUCAUCACACUCGGCAUCUUCCUAGCCGCAUGUUUCAACUACGGCACUUAUAAAGGCCAGCAAAACAAUUCGGCAUCCUGGAGAGUUGUAAUCGGCCUCGGCUGGCUUUGGACACUUAUUCUGGGACUGGGCGUGCUUUUAUUUGACGAAACUCCACGCUAUGCCUUCCGUAAAGGCAGGACUGAAGAGGCCAAACAAACUCUUAUGAAGGUCUACGGUGCACCUGCCAACCAUUACGCCAUAUACACGCAAAUAGAGGAGAUUGAGAGCAAAUUCCGCGCCGAAGAUCAAACAAAAGGAAGUCCCAUCCAUGAAUUUGCAGUUAUGCUUAGGGCACCGAGAAUGGGGUAUCGAAUUGCACUUGGCGUGAUGCUACAGGCCUUCCAACAACUCACCGGCGCCAACUUCUUCUUUUACUACGGCACCACGAUUUUCCAGUCCGUCCAGAUCAGUUCUUUCGUCACCCAAAUGAUCCUCAACGGCGUCAACUUUGGAGUUACCUUCAUUGGUCUCUACCUUGUUGAGCACUAUGGGCGGAGAAAGUCGUUGAUCGCCGGGAGUUUGUGGAUGUUUGUCUGUUUCAUGAUUUUUGCAUCCGUCGGCCACUUCUCGUUGGACAACCAGGAUCCAUCCAAGACUCCCAAGGCCGGUGUCGCCAUGAUCGUAUUUGCGUGUCUGUUUAUCCUGGGCUUUGCUACGACAUGGGGCCCUAUGGUUUGGACUUUGAUUGCUGAACUUUACCCGUCACGGUACAGGGCCAAGGCGAUGGCCAUUGCCACCGCCAGCAACUGGACCUGGAAUUUCCUCAUUGCUUUCUUCACUCCUUUCAUCGUCAGCGCGAUCGAUUUCCGCUACGGCUACGUGUUUGCUGCGUGCAAUUUGGCUGCAGGGCUACUUGUGUAUUUCUUCGUCAUUGAAGGCCAAGGCCGGACGCUGGAGGAGAUCGACACAAUGUACAUUGAACAUGUGUCUCCCAUGAAGUCUUCCAAGUGGGUAGCGCCUCCUGCGGAGGAGAUGGCUCGGAUCAGACGCCAGGCUGGCACGGAGGCUGUUGCACCAGACGACGUGGAGGGCAGAGGAAUUUACAGCGGAGAGACGGAACGAGGGCUCGAGGGUGACCGAGAAGGGGAGAAGGCUAGGGAUAAUCACGCUGAAAGGGUGAAGGUGUAA